AUGACAUCGCCAAGUAAUAAUCCAUCGUCACAGGAGCUUUUUGAUGCUCAAGCUCAUGUGUGGAACUUCAUCUUCAACUACUUAAAUUCAAUGUCCCUCAAAUGCGCUAUCCAAUUAGGCAUACCAGAUAUCAUCCACAAACAUGGCAAACCAAUGUCUCUUGAUCAAUUAGUCGACGCCCUCUCCAUCGACAAAUCAAAAUCCCGUUGCGUCUAUCGUCUCAUGCGUAUUCUGACGCACUCGAAGUUCUUUGUGGAGGAGGAGGAAGAAGAAGAAGCCCGCUAUUCACUAACGCUUGCAUCUCGUUUACUGUUGAAAGACGAGCCGUUGAGCAUAGCGCCUUUCGCGCUUGCAAUGAUGGACCCGAUUUUGAUAGAGCCAUGUCAUCAUGUGAGUGAAUGGUUUCAAAGCAAUGAUGAGAUCAGUUGUCCGUUUGUGACUAAAUACGGGAUGGGGUUUUUCGAGUAUGCAAGGAAUAAAGAGAGGUGGAAUAAGGUGUUUAAUGAAGGGAUGGCUAGUGAUGCUCGUUUUGUGAAUAGUUUAUUAAUCAGGGAAUACAAACAAGUUUUCGAGGGAUUGGAUUCGAUUGUUGAUGUUGGUGGCGGGACCGGAGCGGCGGCAAAGGCUAUUGUUUCUGCCUUUCCGGGAUUGAAAUGUACAGUGCUUGAACUUCCACAUGUUAUUGCUGGCUUGGAAGGGACGGAUAAUUUGAACUUUGUUGGUGGAGAUAUGUUCAACUUCAUUCCUCAUGCUCAUGCUGUUUUCUUCAAGUGGAUAUUUCAUGACUGGACUGAUGAGGAGUGCAUUAAAAUACUAGAGAAAUGCAAAGAAGCAAUAACUUCAGGGGAUAACAAAACUGAUGGAAAGGUGAUAAUAGUGGAAAUAGUUGUGGAUGAUCAAAAGGAAAACCAAAAGGCAACCGAAACACAGCUGUUGUUUGAUAUGCUGAUGAUGAUUGAAGUAACUGGCAAAGAAAGAACUGAGAAAGAGUGGGCUAACCUCUUUUUUUCUGCUGGUUUCUCUAACUAUAAGAUCACCCCUGUUUUGGGAUUGAGAUCUAUCAUCGAGGUUUUUCCAUAAUUUGUUUUUUGUUUCUUUUAUCGUGUGAACACAAAAUAAGUGUGAUUGUUCUUCGAUUUUACCAUUUGCAUCGUAAUCUAGCUAUUUUUAUCAUUGGAAACCAAUAUCAAGUUGCAAUGCAUAUGUUUUGAUAAAA
Messenger RNA from Erythranthe guttata (spotted monkey flower), 1216 nucleotides. Its product is annotated as 8-hydroxyquercetin 8-O-methyltransferase. Lineage: Eukaryota; Viridiplantae; Streptophyta; Magnoliopsida; Lamiales; Phrymaceae. The record is from RefSeq and is a predicted model, not a curated record. Gene Ontology annotation, molecular function: protein dimerization activity; O-methyltransferase activity.